CACCGAUGCACAUGACGGUCUCUACGCUUUAUAAGUAUUGUAAGUCGUGGUUACGCCCUUUGGUACUUCCUGAUGCUCAUCUCCCUACAUCCGAAGCUUCACCACCCCACAUCAUAAAAGACCAUCAAGAUGGGCAGCAACCCCGUUUCCAAGUACCGCAUUGUCGUCGGAUGUGACGAGGCUGGCAUCAAGUACAAGGACACAAUCAAGGCAGACUUUGAAAAGGACGCUCGCGUCGAGUUCGUCGAGGAUGUCGGAAGCCAUGACGGCGCAGACAAGACGGCGUACCCUCACAGAGCCGCGGCCGCCGCUCAAAUGGUAGCCGACGGCAAGGCCGACCGCGCGCUGCUCAUCUGCGGCACGGGACUCGGCAUGGCCAUCGCCGCCAACAAGAUCAAGGGCAUACGCGCUGUGACGGCACACGACAGCUUCAGCGUCGAGCGUUCAAUUCUCAGCAACGAUGCCCAAGUGCUGUGUAUGGGUGAGAGAGUCAUUGGUUUGGAACUUGCGAGGCGGCUUGCAAAGGACUGGCUUGGAUACACAUUCGACCCUACGAGCAACAGUGCUGAAAAGGUCCACGUCAUCAAGAGUCUGGAGGCCACUGCAUGAAGCAGGUAGGCAGUUGCAUUCCAUUUCAACAACGAUUAAUAAAAGCGUUCAUUUCAUUCA
Messenger RNA from Colletotrichum godetiae, 669 nucleotides. Its product is annotated as ribose 5-phosphate isomerase. The transcript has 3 exons. The record is from RefSeq and is a predicted model, not a curated record. Gene Ontology annotation, molecular function: isomerase activity. Lineage: Eukaryota; Fungi; Ascomycota; Sordariomycetes; Glomerellales; Glomerellaceae. Gene Ontology annotation, biological process: carbohydrate metabolic process. The coding region runs from base 130 to 609 and encodes 159 amino acids.